UACAUUUCACUGAACUGGCUUACAAACCUGAGUUGAAAUAGUGAUAACUCAUUAAAUUAAGUUGAAAUUUCAUAACUUAUUAUGUUAAGUGAUGGUAAAUUAUAGAAAGAAGUUUCUAUAACUUAUUGAUCCAAUCCUUUUUUACAGUGUAUCACAUUCCUUACUAUUACAAAAUCUGUGCCUCCAGGGCAAGAGAGAGAGAAAGAGACCGGAAGAGAGCAAAGCAUCCAAUCAGAAAGUCAAGUCGAGGUCCAACAGCUCAGUUGGAAGUUCGAGCUGCUGGAAUUCUGCUCAUUGCUUUGAACUAUGACUGAGGCAGAGUUGUACACGCGGUACAAGGGGGUCUAUGUGCCUUCAGAUCUGCACCCUCCACAGAGCCUGAAAUACUACGAGGAGUUCACUUUUCGCCCAGAUGAUACUCUCAUCGCAACGUAUCCCAAGUCAGGUACGACCUGGCUGCAGGAGAUUGUUCCUCUGAUCAUGAGUGGAGGAGAUCCAGCUUCUGUUGAGACUCUUCAUAACUGGGACCGCGUUCCCUGGCUGGAGGAGAGCCGGGCCUGCAUCCUCAACCUUGAAGCGAGACCGUCACCCCGUAUUUUUACGACACACUUCCACUACAACAUGAUGCCACCAUCCUUCUUUGAAGUAAAGCCAAAGGUCAUCUACGUCAUGAGGAACCCCAAAGAUGUGUUUACAUCUUCCUUUCACUAUUAUGGGAUAACAUCCUUCCUGGUACACCCCGGCCCACAGAGCGACUUCCUCCACAAGUUCCUUGAUGGAGACGUUAUUUUUGGCUCUUGGUUUGACCAUGUGAAGAGUUGGCUGAAUGCUGAAGAUAAAGAGCGCAUACUGUACAUCUCCUAUGAAGAUCUGAUAAUGGACCUGAAGGACUCUGUGGCCAGAAUCGCUCAGUUCUUGGAGAAAUCACUGGACACUGAGGUGAUAGAGAAGAUAGCAGACCGGUGUUUGUUCAAGAACAUGAAGCAGAACAAAAUGUCAAACUACUCCGCAGUUCCUUGUGAAUUCAUGGACCAGACAAAGUCAGAAUUUCUCAGGAAAGGAAUUGCCGGAGACUGGAAAAACCAACUAACAGCGGCAGAAGCACAGCACUUUGAUGCUGUUUACAAAGACAGAAUGAAAGAUGUCAAAUAUAAGUUUGCAUGGGAUUAAAAUAAAUUCACUGAAAA
This is a messenger RNA of Micropterus dolomieu (smallmouth bass), 1187 nucleotides long. RefSeq names its product sulfotransferase 2B1-like. Gene Ontology annotation, biological process: sulfation. The coding region runs from base 307 to 1170 and encodes 287 amino acids. The record is from RefSeq and is a predicted model, not a curated record. Gene Ontology annotation, cellular component: cytoplasm. Lineage: Eukaryota; Metazoa; Chordata; Actinopteri; Centrarchiformes; Centrarchidae. The transcript has 6 exons. Gene Ontology annotation, molecular function: sulfotransferase activity.